Messenger RNA from Schistocerca gregaria, 6264 nucleotides. Its product is annotated as rho guanine nucleotide exchange factor 26-like. Gene Ontology annotation, molecular function: protein binding; guanyl-nucleotide exchange factor activity. NCBI's taxonomy places the organism in Eukaryota, Metazoa, Arthropoda, Insecta, Orthoptera, Acrididae. Bases 248 to 5362 code for a protein of 1704 amino acids. Gene Ontology annotation, biological process: activation of GTPase activity. The record is from RefSeq and is a predicted model, not a curated record. The transcript is spliced from 27 exons.
GUGGCUUGUGUCAGCUGCCGCCGACGCCAUUCCAGACAUCCGAGAGCACCGAGCCCUCUCACCGAGCACGCUGAGCUACCGUGCCGGCAAAGCGCUUGACCACCGUGACCUUUUAAGGCCGGCAUCUUAGCACAGACCGGCCUGAAGAGUGGCGCGCAACACUGUGGGAGGGUCGCAGCCGCCAGAUGGAGCCGAGGUGCAGCGCCUGUCCGGACUGACCCACACGACUGGCUGCCGAGGACGCGGCAUGAAGUCUGGCUCUACUGCGGUGGAGGCGGCUGUGCCGGUGGCCGCCCCCCGCUUCUGCCCCCGGAGGCGGGAGCGCGAGCGCGCCAUCGCCCCCGGUGUGGCGGCGCUGUCCGCCAAGUUCAACGCGCUGUCCGCGGGGGUGGGGGCGGGGGCGGGGGCGGCGGCGGUGGGGCCGCCGCCGCCGCCGGGGGUGCCUUCCGCCUCGGCCGCUGCCUCCGCUGCAACUGCCGCCCCCGCUGCGGCCGCCCCCGGGCCGCCCCCCAGCAGCUCCGUCAAGGCGGCCGUCCGCAUCUUCGAGCAGCAGCAACAGCAGCCGCAGAAGCAGAAGCAGAAGGAGAAGCAGAAGCUGGUGGCAGCCCGUAACGGCAUGGUGCACGUGCCGGGCGACUGCAGCGCAGAACUGCUGCGUGUGAUUGCGAGCCUGCGCUCGUCGGCCACCGCCCGCAGUGUUCUGCUGCUCCGGGACCCCGGCAGCACUGCCACUGCCACCACCAUUGCACCCGCUCCCUGUUCCGGCGGCAGCAUCAGCGGCCGCCGUCGCGUCAGGCCUCGCCUUGAGGUCGCCUCUGCCGCUUCUAAACCCACAGUCCCAAAGAAGCCUGUGGGAGAUGAGAAAGUGGCUGCACAGGAUGUACCUGAAGUCCCUCAUGGCUGUGAGACCGUCCCAAAUGGUGGAUACUUGGGGCGGAAGGAGAUGUUCUCCCUCCUGACCCAAUCAGAAGGAAAGAGCAAAGCCAGGGAAACCUCUGACCAAAGCCAAAGCAUCUCAAAUGGGAAGACAACAGUUUACCUGAGUAAUAAUUCGGGUAGCCCCACAUCUACAACUGAUGGACAGAGUCCUGAAAUUGUGGAGAAGCCUCCACAUGUUCCUCUCCAGAAAAGUGGAAAUACAAGUGUUGUAAUGAUACAUGGAAGUUUGUCUCGAGAAACACAAGCAGUUUUCAGUGUAACAAGUACUACAGAGACAGAACUGGGGACACUUACAACAGUAGUGACUACAGCUGUGUUAUCUAAUGUGGAUGCAGAGCCAACGUUGGCAGUGUCAUCGUCGUCAUCAUCGUCAUCGUCAGCAUCAGCAUCAUCAGCAGCAGCAGCCAGAGCAGCAGAGACGACGAUGAUGAUGAUGACGACGACGACGACGACGACAGCAACAGCAACAACACUACCAACAAUUACAACAACAACACAACCAACAAUUACAGCAACAAAAGAAGAAGAAGAAGAAGCAGAAGAAGAAGAAGCAGAAGAAGAAGGAGCAGCAGCAGCACCACCACCACCACCACCACCGCCACCACUGCCGCCACCCCCAUCAACAACUACUACUACUACUACUACUACUACUACUACUGCUAUUAAAGGUAUUGGAAGCAAACCAGUGAGGAGUCCUACGUACGUCCGAACGGUGGCUCGGCCCUUGCCAGGAAGCAGGUUGUCAGUCGCUGGAACAGUGAAUCCACUGGAUUCUCCAGAGAAACAAGAUUCUCCAGCAAGUGUGGUACAUGAUGUGAAGCCAAACGCUUCUUUCCUUUGGCGAUCGAAUCAAACGGCAAAACUUACAACAGUGAGCAGCACUGAUGUUUACAGGACUGAAGGGGAUAAUGGAAAACAGGCUACAUCAAAUGAGCAACAAAAUGUAAAGCCUGAAGAAUUUACCUACGAUGAUGUCGGGCGUCCAUAUUCUCCUGUCUACGAUGAUGUCGGUCCAGGCUCAGGAAGAAGGGCAGAGUCUGAAAACAGUUCUGAAGCUGAUGGUAGUGGCUAUGAAGAGUGCUGCAUGGAGAAAGGACAAAUGAGUGGUGGACAGGGAGAUAACCACAUUGAAGAAGACAUUUAUGACGAUGUUGAUGUUUGCACACUUACAGCACAGUCUGACUUUGAAUGUUAUGAAUCUAUUUGUGGGGGUAGUUCAUGUGAUCAAAGCAACAGUCUUUAUGGUGUUGCAUCUACAAUUAUUGCAGAGGACAGCAGUGGAUCAGGAAACAGUAAUGUGGCACCCCGCAGUGAGACAAGCGAUGAGUGGGUCGAUAUAGAGCAGUCGGACUGCGAUACAACUGCCUCCACCCCGACUAUCCUGCUGGUUCAAGACAGGAUGAGAACUCGGAGGAGCCCAUCGUGGUCACACCAGGUGCGACAGACGUGGAACAAGUCACUCUCACAGAACAGACUGUCACAGCAGGAAAAUGUUAACAGUGAUGGUGUCUGCAUCUCGUCCCCUUCACUCAUUUACCUGGGAGGCGCGAGCUGCCUCCCUGCUGGGAACCGGGAACCCCCUGCCCGGGGUCCCGCGCCAGUGAAUGCCCGCCUCGUGCUGUGGGUCGGUGGCACAAGGGAGUGUCAGGAACUGGUGGCGUUUCUUGACAGGGAAGGUGAAGAAAACUCAUCGGGCUCUGACACGGAUCAUCAUUACGAGAUGCUGGAUGACAUUGUGGCCAAAAAUAAUCUCAAUAACAAUGAGAUUCCGUUUGAUGAUUUUGAUUCAUUCGAUUCAGAUGAAUCUGAUGAUACCUACAUCAGAUCAUUGGAAAAGAUUGAGACAAAUGGUAUCCACCGCCGAUUACCAGCUCCUCCUCCGCAGCAGAAUGUCUAUGGCAUCACAAAAAUAGCAGAGGCUGCUGGAAAGAAAAUGCUUAAACUUCGGAAGAGCUUUGGAAGGAUGAAGUCGGCAAAGAGGAGUGCUGCUCAGCUUUCACCCAGUGGCGGCCAGACACCUCUGGCAACCCCUGCAGCCACUGUCGCCAUUCCUCUGGUGGAACCCUUGCCAGCCGCCACCACUGCCUCACCUCCACAACCACCAGAGUCUCGUCUACAGCGAGAGGCUCCUCAGCCGGACUCGGGCAGUCGGGAUCCUGCGAGGAGUCGCAAGUACUGGUCACUGCGAAAGUUCCGCAGAACUACGUCAGUCGUUUCGGCAUCCCAGGCCUCGGUUGCCACUUCGAUUGCCAAUUCUCGAAAGACGAGUUCCACUUUUUACCUGGCUACAGGAGGAGAAGCUUCUAAAGAUGAUGAUAGCAGCACGGGGAAGGAGUAUGACGGGAUGACUGGUGGACCGGACCGUCGCGCCAGCAGCCCCGCGGUCACCUCCCAGCCGCAGCCUGCUGGCUCUGUACUCAGGCCCAGCGAGCCUCCUCCGCUGCCACCCACUGCUGCUCCUGCACCUGCUCCUGCUCCUGUGGCAGCCUCGCAAGUGCUGACUGCUGUUUCUAGAAGGCCAAACAAAAAGGAUAAGAAGGAAAAGACAGGAGGAAGCACCUCCUGGUAUGCUGAAUGUGGACUGUUUGAUGGUGCAACAGAAGCAGAUGAUAAAGCAGGCAGCAGACGGUCCGCAGCAGUGGCGGGUGGAGGCAGCGGCAGCGGGAGCAGCUGGUAUGCGGAAGCUGGGCUCUGGGGCUCGCUCACUUCUAGUCCCAACAGCAGUGACACCUCCGAGCAAGACAACUCUGGACAAGGAACAGUGAGUGCUGUUACGGAAACAUCAGUACCUGAUACCAGUCGUGAAAAUGGCGAGGAAAACCAAACGUGUUUCAGAGACGAACCACUGUACCAGUUCUACAAUGCUGAUGCUGUUGAGAGGUACAUGCGUGGUGGCAGUGAAAUGGAUUCGGAUGGAUAUGAGGAAGUAGGGCAGGGGCAACAUCCCGAUUCGACCUCAACAUCUGUUGUAGUAAAAAGACCAUCUGCUAUGGAGCUUAUCUGUCCCCAAGAAGGUCAACGUACCCUCUGGUGCCAAAUACCAGAAGUUGUUAACAGUGCUGUUCUCAGUACUCUCAGUUCCCAACAGAAGAGGCUACAGGAAGCAAAAUUUGAAAUUAUAACGUCUGAAGCAUCAUACAUGAAUUCCCUGAAUGUUUUGGAGAAGCAUUUUAUGAGCAGUCCUGAACUAUGUGAUGAGUCAGUACUUUCUAAAAAUGACAGGAGGGUACUGUUUGGGAAUGUUAUGCCAGUGAAAAAUUGUUCGGAAAAAUUUCUGUCAGAGCUGGAGCACUGUUGGCAAGAUGAUGUUCUCCUGCAAGGUAUCUGUGACAUUGUCUACAAACAUGCUACAGGGCACUUCAACAUAUACAUUAAAUACUGCUCUAACCAAAUAUAUCUGGAUCGAACAUUGAGAACAUUAAAGGAGCAACAUGGGAAGUUUGCUGAAGCCCUGAAAAAGCUGGAAUCGAGUCCCGGUUGUCAGAUGCUGACUUUACACUCAUUCCUGAUGCUGCCAAUGCAGAGGAUCACGCGACUACCACUUUUGGUGGAUGCCGUGUUGGCCAAACUCGAUCCCGAAGAUUCGGAGUACCGUUCAUGCGAAAUUGCACUUGCUGCGCUUAACAAGGUGGUUCACGAAUGUAACGAGGGUGCCCGCCGUAUGGAACGCAUGGAGGAGAUUCUUAUCCUCAGUCGCCAGUUGGAAUUCGGGCGGGACGUUCGGCCUCUGCCCAUUAUUUCAAGCUCCCGGUGGCUGGUGCGGUCUGGUGAAGUGACUCAGCUCGUAUGGCGUGGAGACGACAAGCUGACCUUUGGGAAACGACUUGGCAAGAUUCCAUUACAUCUGUUCCUGUUCACAGAUCUUCUCAUUGUCACAAAGAAAAAAAGUGAGGAGACGUACACUGUGCUGGAUUACUGUCCCCGGAACUUAGUGCAGAUGGCAAGUGCAGAGACUGUAUCGCACCUUCCCGUGAAGUAUGGAGCUGAUGCAGGCCGUAACUUGAUUUUGCUCACAAUGCUGCAAAACUAUGAGAACAAAAUGACUGAAAUGGUUCUCUCUUGCGGUCUCGAAUCGGACCGCCAGCGGUGGCUGGAAGCUGUAGCUGAGCCGCAGUCGGACAACCCUGACGAGACUGUGUACGAGGAGUGGGACUGUCCCCAGGUCCGAGCUGUCCACGCCUACGCUGCGCGUCAGCCUGACGAACUGUCUCUGGAUGUCGCAGAUGUCGUUAAUGUUUUGCGCAAAGUGGCUGAUGGUUGGUACCAGGGAGAAAGAAUCAGAGAUGGUGAGCGAGGUUGGUUUCCAGCGAAUCAUACUGUGGAAAUAGCUUCAGCACACAUCCGUGCAAAGAAUUUGAAGCAGAGAUAUCGCCUCUUGGCUCUAUCUGCCAACUUCCUUGAGUCACAACGAAAACAAAAAUGACAAGUAUUCCACAGUUGACUGAUAUUUGUGGAGGUGUAUUAUAUCAUUGUUGCUUCAGUGGAAUCAUUAAGCCUCUGUGGAUAUUGUGUGUGUGUGUGUGUGUGUGUGUGUGUGUGUGUGUGUGUGUGUGUGUGUGUGUGUGUCCACAGGAUGUAAGUCUGUUCUUAUUAUUGAGACCCUGUCAGUAUUGUGUACAUUCCAUUCCUGUUGUGCUGUUUUUCAGCAAAGCAAAUGAAAUAAGCUUGAAAACUGAUUGUGCCUUUCUGCCUGUCUCAUAUUGCAUUGGAAAAUUUUAUUCUUGGCUCAAGUGGUAGCGUUAUCUUUUCUCGGAAAUUCUGAAUGUGUGGAAGUCCAGCAAGAUGACUGCGUAACUAUUUUUGAAAUUUGUUUACCUACAUUACACUAUACUUCUGUAGGUGCACGGUUUUUGUGACAUUUUAUUGAUACAAUCAUUUUCUGGUGCAAUAAUUCUUCAAAUAAAAGACUGAAUUUUUAAAGUGAUUAAAAGACAGAAUUAACUCAUCAAAUAGUGCUGUGUACAAAAUUCUAAUUUUUCUCUGGAAAUCACGAUAUUAUUUGUGGAGCUUACAGAAGUGAUGCUCUUAGAUUGCAGUGUACUUGUUUCUUGUGUUUGGAGGGCCUCUUGCAGGCAGAAGACAAGGACUUGACUGUGAUGAUGUAGUAGUCGUAAUUACAUCACAAAAUGUUCAUUCAGUUUACACUAAACAAGAAAACAUUCUGGUCACACUGCUCACCAUAUUUAUUACAAGUAAUUUUUAGAGUAUAAAUAUGUAAAAAAGAUCUGUUUUUAUUGCAAAUUGAUUCCAGUUUGUUUAUAUUUUGAAAUAAAUAUGUAUAUUUUAUAAAUAUGUGAAUAAAAUUUAAAGCUGUUUUUGACAUUA